This is a messenger RNA of Gossypium arboreum, 624 nucleotides long. RefSeq lists its product as uncharacterized. The record is from RefSeq and is a predicted model, not a curated record. NCBI's taxonomy places the organism in Eukaryota, Viridiplantae, Streptophyta, Magnoliopsida, Malvales, Malvaceae. Gene Ontology annotation, molecular function: nucleic acid binding. The transcript is spliced from 2 exons. The coding region runs from base 1 to 624 and encodes 207 amino acids.
AUGACGAAGUUGAGAGCUAUGUUUGCGCGCUUGAGUUUGGCUAGUGAUGGUUGUUUGUUAGCUAAACUUCAAGUGAGGCCGACUUUGGCUCAACAAACUAAGGAGAAGCAACCUUUAGAUGGAGAUUUGUUGAAGAGGAUUCCUCAAGUUGAGCAUGGUGUUAAGGAAGAUUUUGAUGUUGAUGCAAAAGGUAUCUUGAAUUUCUGUGGUAGAUUGUGUGUGCCACAAGAUGAGGAUUUAAGACAAGUGAUCCUUAUUGAGGCACAUAGUAGCCCUUACACUAUACAUCCCUGUAGAGGGAAAAUGUACCAUGAUCUUCGUAAGAUUUAUUGGUGGCUUGGGUUGAAGCGUGAUGUUAUGGAUUUUGUGGCUCGAUGUUUGGCUUGUCAAAAGGUGAAAGCUGAACAUCACUUUCCUUCGAGUUUUCCACUGACUCCAUUGAAGAAGGAUUCUAUUUGGGUUAAAGUAGAUCAAUUUUCGAAGAAUGUGCAUUUCUUGGCAGUGCGUACCAAUUAUUCUUUGUAUAAGUUAGCAGAUUUGUACAUUGCAAAGAUUGUACGUCUUCAUGGUGUUCCGAUAUCUAUCAUCUCUGAUAGAGAUUCACAUUUUAUAUCAAGGUUUUGA